This is a messenger RNA of Neurospora crassa OR74A, 4148 nucleotides long. Its product is annotated as N-acetylated-alpha-linked acidic dipeptidase 2. Gene Ontology annotation, molecular function: carboxypeptidase activity. The transcript has 2 exons. The record is from RefSeq and is a predicted model, not a curated record. NCBI's taxonomy places the organism in Eukaryota, Fungi, Ascomycota, Sordariomycetes, Sordariales, Sordariaceae. Bases 594 to 3371 code for a protein of 925 amino acids.
GCGGGCAGGUGUCCACAGGUACCUACGCCGUUCCGUCACAGCAACAUUGAUGCCCGCAUGCAAUUUACCCACCUCAAUCUUCCUUGCUGCUUCACUUGUAUUGUUCCGCUCCCCCAGUCGUCACUUGAGACAUCGUUAUUGUACCAUUUUUAGAACCCUCAACGAUUUGGGCUUCUCUUGCUCCAUCUCUGACACAGCUGAACUCCGACGUUCGUUGACCUACCACAAGCGACAUCCCAUCAUUCUUGGGUCUUUCCAGAACAGGGACACCGGGCACUAUCGCCAUCCCGGGGCACCUCGACCUAGACUUCUAUCUGUGUCUAGAUCACGCUCCUUUUCCCACCACCCUUCAACCAGGACGGGGUAAUCUGCCCUACGCCCACGCUCCUUCUGGAACCCCUUUCUAAGUCUGCGGACAUCUAAUUUCGAUCCGAUCCACUUCUUGGCCCCUCGUCUCCCCCUUCCCCAGACUUGGGCCAUCGAAACUCCCCGUCUAGACUCCCAUUCCGCUAUCCUCUGGUUCCGAACCGACCGGGUCGCAUGCGAACCACCGCCGCCCUCAACCCCAUCGCGAUCCUUCGCCGGCCUUCAUAAUGGCGCCGGAUAAGAGCCAGUUCCGCUACGAGCCCGCACCCCCCAUACCUACCUACGACGAGGCCAUCGCUUCCGGCGCCGGCAGCCAUACCGUCUUCGAAGCCCCACACUCCCCUCUCGAUGCCACAGAUCAUACAGAAGGUCACUCCCUGCUCGGCGGCACGGCAUCAUCGUCGAGCACUCAUGACCGAACACGUCCACCGCGCGGCUACCAGCCACCCACAGUCGAGACAGACGACGAAGGAGAGUCGUGGGGCUCGUCUGACGAUGAUAGCGAUUCCGAGGCCGAUCACGUUCGACGCGAGAUGCAAGAGAUGGAAAUAGAUGACUCCAACCACCGUUCGCAAAGUAUAUGGGGCAAGCGCAUAGCGCGGUUUUCACUACCACGAUGGAAGUGGGGGUGGAGGUUACCACAAUUAUCUCUACCCCGAUUCAGGAGACACGACGCGAACGCCAGUCUGGAAUCUGCUACAACGCCAGCCGCCAACGGUAACACGAACAACAGUAAUAACGAAGAACAACCAAGCUCUGGAAGUCGAUUCGCCUUUCCAACAUUCGGCAGCACCGCCCUCUUCCUGCUGGUUGGGCGCCUCCUCGCCCUGUUCCUUCUUCUCGGCUUUGUUUACUUGAUAUUCGUCUCCGAUGUGUUCGGGAACAUGUCGCGCCGCCUCGGCUCGGGCAUGUUCAAUCCCAACGAUAUCCGGCAAUAUUUGGAAUCCAACAUCAGUUCCAACCAGAUCAAGGACAAUCUCCAGCAUUUCACCUCGUACUCUCACCUGGCUGGUACCGAAGGCGACUACGCCCUGAUGGAGGAUAUCGAGUUGCUCUUCCGUAAAUACGGUCUCGAAGACGUUUCGCGCGACACCUAUCACGUAUAUCUCAAUUAUCCCAAAGCCGAUGGACGUGCGGUGGAAAUCAUCGACGACAAGGCGGACAACGGAAAAGGCAAGGCUAUAUGGUCUGCGAAGCUGGAGGAGAAUGACCGGGCAUCUGGGUUGACUGGACACCAGACAUGGGCUUUUCACGGUCACUCGAAAACGGGUGAUGUUCGCGGCCGGCUCAUCUAUGCCAACUACGGCUCGCGCGAGGACUUCCAGCGCAUCAAGGACCUUGGGAUCCAGACUGCUGGCGCCAUCGCUCUUGUUCGCUACUACGGCCCCCACGCCGAUCGCGCUCUGAAGGUCAAGGCUGCUGAGCUCGCAGGUUUCGCAGGUUGUCUCAUCUAUUCGGACCCAUUCGAUGACGGUUUCAAGAAGGGCGACACUGCGCCAAAGGGGCCUUUUAUGCCUGCUGAUGGAGUCCAGCGUGGCAGCGUCAGUCUCAUGUCGUGGGUCGUCGGUGAUGUGUUGACACCGGGCUGGGGCAGCAGGGAAAACAUGCCAAGAAUGAAGAAGGAACAGACCAAGGGACUGGUCAAAAUCCCCUCUCUUCCUCUUUCCUGGCGUGAUGCCAAGGUCCUUUUGCAGCAUCUCAAGGGCAAGGGCCAGCGUGUGCCGGAAGACUGGGUGGGCGGUGUUCCUGAUGUUGACGAGUGGUGGACAGGCGACCACGAAAACUCGCCCAUUGUCCGGCUCAAGAACGAACAAGACGAAAACGAGAAGCAGGCCAUAUGGAACGUAUAUGGAAGUAUUCUGGGAAUUGAGCAGGAAGAGAAGAAGGUCAUCAUUGGUAACCAUCGUGACGCAUGGACUUUGGGCGCCGCUGACCCCCAUUCGGGUACGGCCAUCAUGCUCGAGCUCGCCCGCGUCUUUGGCGAGUUGUUGAGAAUGGGCUGGCGUCCGCUCAGGACUAUCCAGUUUAUGUCCUGGGACGCAGAGGAGUACAACCUCAUCGGCUCGACCGAAUUCGUUGAGCAAAAUGAUGAUAUGCUGCGUAAGGACGCGCUGGCGUACAUCAACCUCGAUACCGCAGUAACGGGUAACACCCUACACGUAGCCGGCUCGCCCGUGUUCAAGGGCCUCCUGAUGCAGAUUCUCGACAUAGUCAGAGAUCCCUAUGAGAACGCCACGCUAAAAGAGCUCUGGGAGCGCAGAAAUGCCAAUGACCUCGAGGGCCUCGGCGCGGGCUCGGACUAUGUCGCCUUCCAGGACAUUGUCGGCACGUCCUCCAUUGACCUGCACUUCGAUGGCAAGGGCCACCCUUGCCACUCCAGCUACGACACAUUCGAGUGGAUGGAACAGGUCGGCGACCCGGACUUUGUCCACCACACGAUGCUGGGACAGGUUGUUGCUCUUCUCCUGUACGAGCUGACCGAUCGUCCCGUCUUGCCGUUUGAUAUGGCGCACUAUGCUGAGAAGAUCCGUGACUGGACUGGAGAGAUUGUCCGUUGGGUUGAGGAUCAGGCCAAGAACGCAAAGAAGGAUGCUGUGCCCAAGGAACUUACGGCGUCGCUCAACAGCAUGAUCAAAGCCAGCGAUGAGGUCAUGGAAGCCGUGCGUCGGUUCGUGGCAUGGGAGCAUGAGUGGCAGUCGAGUGUAAUCGCGAGCGGUGGAUGGGAGCCUUCGGGAUGGGGCAGGAAGAGGUGCGAGUUUAAUUCGAAGAUGGCGUGGUUUGAGACGGAUUUGUUGGAUCCUGAGGGUAUCCCAAACCGCACCCAAUUCAAACACGUCCUCUUCGGCCCUCAACUCUGGUCCGGCUACGACGAAGCCUACUUCCCUUCAAUCCGCGACACCGUCGACUCCGGAGACUGGGGUCUGGCCAACCGCACCAUCGCCAAGGUUGCCGGCAUUAUCAAACGGGCGGCGGCGAACUUGGCGGAGGGGACUCUGGGAGGAUAGAGAAAACCUUUAUUGACAUGGCUAUGCUGCUUGAUGUACUUUUCCUUCCAUUUGUUCUCAAAGCGUUUCUUGUCGUUUUCUUUGGUUUUUGGGUACAUAUUUUCCAGUUAUUACGUAGAACCAGCUCGUUACUGCUGUCUGUACAUUUAUUCAUACCUUCUUACCUUUUGUUUGUCCUAUAGAAGACGAUUCCCGUGGGUGGAUGGGUGCAUGAGGCAGCGUGUUGUUUGGGAAAGGGAACUUGUCCGAAAAUAAAGCGAGCAUCGUCGCCACAAGCAAGUGCUCCGGUCUAUACUCUCUUUACCCUUCGAUGUUUUGCAUCGCAUGGCGCAGUUGGCGGGUUGUUUCCCUUGUUGUCACAUCCUUCCUUUUCAACCUAUCUCUUUUGUGUGGCGCCUAAAUAUCACCGUCGCUAUGAAGCUUGCCACCAUAGCACGAUUCUAGGAAAACCUCACAAGGCGAAAUGAUCGCUAAUCGAGCUCAGAACCGGCAUUCAUAGAGCUGAUUGUAGUCCCCGAAAUGUACACUGAACUGCGGCUCUCAACGCCUUGCUCUCCGUCAUUACAUAUCUACGUACGGUGGGUUGGUUAUGGCUAUCGUGUCAUAGGGGGGUUUGGGUUUCCUGUCCUGUCCUGUCCUGUCCUGUCCAUCCAUCAUGUAACUGCAUCAUCAUCGCUCAUCUGGUGUCGCAUCUCGUCACAUCUCAUCUCGUUUUCCGUCCGCCGUUGGGCUUUUGUUACAAUAACAACAAGACUCAAAAAAAAUCUGUUGCUUACU